CAGAUGUGUCUUGAUUUUCAUAUCAAAUCGUCGCACAACUUUUAAAAUGUGUAUUAAAAUAAGGGCAAAGUGAACAAAUGCAACAUUACAACAUGUCGCUUAAGCUUUUCAUAAGCUUAUCUUUUUUAGUUAUCAUUCUAUUUCAUGUGACUAUAGUAAACGCUUUCAAUUUUGUAGAUUGGAAUAAAACAGAACACUCAGCUACAGAGUUUCAAUUAAGUGUCUGUCCUAGACGAUGCAAUGGUUCAAACGCCGUUGAAGUCCGUUUCUUUGUGAAUUGUUUGUUAUGUGCGAAUUGUUAUUGCGACAGACCAGCCUGUGAGAUCCACGGACGUUGUUGUCCAGAUGUAUCUAUCCCGGUCUUUAAUCUUGAUAUAAAAGCUGCUGAAACAGUUUUAACGAAUACAGCAAAGCCUGAAUUAGCGCCGACUGAUGACUUAAGUCCGAGGCUAGUCUGUUAUAUGUUUCUUCUUGUACGCUCAUGUCUCCCUAAUUAUAAAGAAAACAUGACUAUAAUGGAACUAUGUGAAGAAGACCUGCCUCAACAUCAGCAAACGCCUGAUGUAUUUAUAGAAACAAAAGACGACUCUACUGAAAUAUUUUACAACAAUAUCUACUGUAUUAUCUGUAACAACGUCGAUCAGACUAAGCUUAAAAAGACACAAUUAAAAAUUGGACAGCCUUACUCCUAUAACAGCACGACGAAACAAAGCAGUAUCAAAGGAAAGUUUUUAAUGGUGAAAUGUGAGAACAGACGAGACUUCAGCCAAUCGCAUACGUUUGAGAAGAUCCAUGUAUAUGACAUGCUUGAUCAUGACCUAGUGAAGGCUUGUCUAGAGAUUAAAGAUGAACAGUUUAUGAUCCAGUGGUUUUCCAGCUUGGACGUUGUAUAUUUUGAAAAUAUUUUCUGCGCUAUUAGUUUCAAAAAAUAUCUGAUACCAUCAAAAACGUUUUCAACUUAUAGCUGUACUACGCAGGCAGCAGACGAACUACCAUUAUACGUUUUUUCAAUGCUGUUGAAUUUUAAAAGGACGUCACUGGAAACGGAAAAAAAUCAAAAGGCAGAAGGAAACCCAUUUUUAGAAACUUCAAAAUGGCUCGCUCCCGAUGGUAGACAACUAAAGAUAGAAUGUGCCAGAGGAAAAACACUGAAGAAGAAUAACUGCGUCGAUUAUACAAAAUAUGACAGUCAAAAAUACAUUUCAAGCUUAGGAUUUAUAUUAGAAAAAGAAGAUGUUAAUAUAAUUACGAACAGAUUCGGUGGAAAUAAUUCUAUUACACAAGUUAUGCAAACCAUUAUCUCACAGCUGAUAGUCAAACUAAAAAGUUUCUAUAACAGCACUAUGCAACACUGUGUACAAGUUGGUCUUGCAAAGAACAUUUCAAAAUUUGAAGUCACUCCAUAUAUAUUUACAGUCAGAAUGAUUGUCCAAAUCAUUAAUGCAACGAACUUUCUUAGAAUGCAAUUCGAAUCAUAUUUUAUUACUGAAAUAUUACAAAAUGAAUUACUUUUAGGGUAUACUUAUAUAAAUAUAACAUUAAAACCUUUUGUUAUAAUGAGAUUGACAUGUUUUGAGAAUGCUAUGACGGUUUUAAAUUUCUCAACGUUUGUGGAUUCUGAAAAUCUGUGCACUGAAAACUUCACAAGCGUAGAUAUUGUGACUUGCUUUGAGAGUAACAUCGAGAAUUUAGUUUACAUCAACGAGCUAACGUCAUGCAGUUAUGUGCGUUUGAACACAACACAAUAUCAGGUGGUUGUUGACGAGAAAGCAGUUCCCCCGAACGUAACGAUAACAAUAGACUUUCAAGUCACUAAGAUAAAAAUAACAGAGAAUAGAGAUUUGAUCAUGGUGAAUGUGGAUAAAAAUGAAAAUCUUGAUGUGUGCGUUGCCCUGUUGGAUAGGAAAUUGAAACAAGUGAAAGACACUGUAAGACUUGCAGACCAUUGUAAGGACACUCUUUGUAUGGUUGAAAACAUCUUGACCUUGCUCUGUUUUCUCAUCUCAAUUGUAUGUCUACUACUGACCUUGUUGACAUACUGCAUGUUUCCUGUCCUGAGAACAAAGGCUGGAGUAAAUAACAUAUUUCUCAGCUUCAGUCUUCUCUCGGCACAAGUCUCUCUGAUGAUUAGCGCUUACACUUCUGCUCCCAGCAUUCCAUGUAAACUCAUUGGCAUUAUGACACAUUUCCUGUGGUUGUGGAACUUCUCAUGGAACUUCAUCUGCAGCUUUAACAUGGUUCGAGUUUUCACUGCCAGUAGGGGAAUGAACAAUCAACGAAAUAUGACUCAUGGUACCUGGAAAUGGUUGAGUGGUUCAUUCAUUUUACCUGUCUUAGUUGUCAGUGCAGUUAUAGUAUAUAACCAUUUCACAUCACAAGGAAGAGAAUUUGGUUAUGGUAAUGAACAGUGUUAUCUAGACUCUCCUUUAUUAAUUGGACUCACUGUAGCUACUCCAUUGUUUGUGAUAACUUUGAUCAACGUCUCCUUCUUUCUUGUGGCCGUUUACAAAAUUUACAGUGUCCGAAGACUGCAGUCCGAUUUUGUGCCCAGCACUGCACAAGAUUUUAGUAUGACCAUCUACAUCAAGCUAUCUACGGUGACAGGAAUGUUCUGGAUUGUGGCUGUUCUGGCUGAGUUCUCGGAUAAUAAGAUUUUCGGGUUUAUUGCUCUUGUACUAAACGGACUUCAAGGACUGGCCAUAUUUUUAGCCUUUGUGUGCAACAAGAGAGUUGUCUCUCUUUAUUAUUCUCUUUGGAGACGUCAUCAAGCUUAACAUUUUAAGAAACCAACACAUAUAAAUUUAAAAUGAAUAAAAAUCGAAAGGAUUAUAUAUUGACACGUGUUUCUGCUUAAUGGACCUCAUUUACCAGUCGUAAACAAACAACAUUUAGCCACCUGAUGAUAUUGAUAAACAAUGGAAAAAAAAGUAUCACGUGACAGCCUCUAUGAAUUACGUAAUUUGUAUAGAGAACCACGUGGCUAAAUAUUGUUUGUUUACUAUUGGUUAAUGAGGUCCAUUAAAUGAAAAAUAAAUUUUUCAUGAGUUUGUUACUUUACAAUGAGAGUUACACACGUGUAAAGUUAUUAGUUUAUUUUUUGAUAUAGUAAUGAAUAGUUUUAUAUUAUAUUGUUACAAUAAUCUCUAACAGGCCUUCUGUAAACA
This is a messenger RNA of Biomphalaria glabrata, 3164 nucleotides long. RefSeq lists its product as uncharacterized. Gene Ontology annotation, cellular component: membrane. Bases 78 to 2774 code for a protein of 898 amino acids. Gene Ontology annotation, biological process: G protein-coupled receptor signaling pathway; cell surface receptor signaling pathway. Lineage: Eukaryota; Metazoa; Mollusca; Gastropoda; Planorbidae. Gene Ontology annotation, molecular function: G protein-coupled receptor activity. The transcript has 9 exons. The record is from RefSeq and is a predicted model, not a curated record.